UCUCCUCAACACUACUUCCGGUUCCGGAGGCUUGACGCGGGAAACCGGCGAGUAGAAGAAGAGCUCGAUCGUCGAAGUUAUCUCUGUGUUUAACGUUACAUCGAAUAUCCUCACCUCCGGGAAACACGGCUAUUGUUAUUUAUAAAGUCGCUCUUCACCCAAAAGAUGGGAGACACGCUGGAGUUUAAUGACAUUCACACAGAGCUGAAGGGAUCGUGGAAUGAUGGCCGGCUGAGGUUCAGCAAGCAGUCUGUGGUCUAUAAAAGCCACAAAACAGGGAAGGUGGACAGUAUCCCGGCCCCUGAGCUCUCUGCGGCCCAGUGGCGUCGCGUCUGUCUGGGUCACGGGAUCAAACUGGCCACCAGCACCGGACUCGUCUACAGAUACGAUGGCUUCAGAGACACCGAUUUUGAGAAAAUCGCAGCAUUUUUUAAAACAAACUACAAGGUUGAGUUGGCGGAGAAGGACAUGUGUGUGAAGGGCUGGAACUGGGGCACUGCCAAAUUCACAGGGUCUCUGCUGUCGUUUGAUGUGAGCGACAGUCCCGUCUUCGAGAUCCCGCUGUCCGGCGUAUCCCAGUGUGCAACGGGGAAGAACGAGGUGACGGUGGAGUUUCAUCAGAAUGACGACGCGGAGGUGUCUCUCAUGGAGGUCCGCUUCUAUGUCCCGCCCAACACCGGAGACGACGGCUCGGACCCUGUGGAGGCGUUCGCUAAGAAUGUUCUGUCGAAGGCAGAUGUCAUCCAGGCUACCGGAGACGCUGUGUGCGUCUUUAAAGAGCUUCAGUGCCUUACACCCAGAGGAAGGUAUGACAUCCGUAUCUACCCCACCUUCCUGCACCUGCACGGGAAGACGUUUGACUAUAAGAUCCCCUACACCACCGUCCUGCGGCUCUUCCUGCUGCCGCACAAGGACCAGAGGCAGAUGUUCUUUGUGAUCAGUCUCGACCCGCCCAUUAAACAGGGUCAGACGCGUUAUCAUUUCCUCAUCCUCCUCUUCUCCAAAGAUGAAGAGCUCAGUCUUGCUCUGAACAUGAGCGAGGAUGAGGUGGAGAAGCGUUAUGAAGGCAAGCUCAGUAAGAACAUGUCCGGGCCGCUCUACGAGAUCGUCAGCAGGGUCAUGAAGGCUCUGGUCAACAGGAAGAUCACGGUGCCCGGGAACUUCCAGGGUCACUCGAGGUCUCAGUGUAUAACGUGUGCGUAUAAGGCGAGCUCAGGGCUGCUGUAUCCUCUGGAGCGAGGCUUCAUUUACGUGCACAAGCCGCCGGUUCACCUGCGCUUCGAGGAGAUCUCCUGCGUUAACUUCGCCAGAGGAACCACCACCACCCGCUCCUUCGACUUCGAGAUCGAGACCAAGCAGGGUAACCAGUACACCUUCAGCAACAUCGAGAGGGAAGAAUACGGAAAACUCUUUGACUUUGUCAAUGCCAAGAAGCUGAACAUCAAGAACAGAGGAUUUAAAGAGGGCAUGAAAGGCGCAGAAGGCUACAGCGACUCUGAUGAAGACCAGCAUGACGCUUACCUGGAGCGAAUGAAAGAAGAGGGCAAGAUCAGAGAGGAGGGAGACGGCAGCGACGAAUCCGAGGGCGAUAGCGGUACUGACACACCUCAAACGAAAGAUAUAAGGCGCUUUCCACUUUAUUUAAUUUAGAAAAUUAACCGGGUC
Molecule: messenger RNA, 1665 nt
Organism: Sinocyclocheilus grahami
Lineage: Eukaryota; Metazoa; Chordata; Actinopteri; Cypriniformes; Cyprinidae
Product: FACT complex subunit SSRP1-like
Exons: 12
Coding region: 166-1650 (494 amino acids)
Biological process (GO): regulation of chromatin organization
Cellular component (GO): FACT complex; nucleus
Molecular function (GO): histone binding; DNA binding; nucleosome binding
Source: RefSeq, a predicted model, not a curated record